This is a messenger RNA of Hypanus sabinus (Atlantic stingray), 4206 nucleotides long. RefSeq names its product serpin H1-like. Gene Ontology annotation, biological process: collagen fibril organization; negative regulation of endopeptidase activity. The transcript is spliced from 5 exons. Gene Ontology annotation, cellular component: endoplasmic reticulum. NCBI's taxonomy places the organism in Eukaryota, Metazoa, Chordata, Chondrichthyes, Myliobatiformes, Dasyatidae. Gene Ontology annotation, molecular function: serine-type endopeptidase inhibitor activity. The record is from RefSeq and is a predicted model, not a curated record. The coding region runs from base 278 to 1495 and encodes 405 amino acids.
UGUACUGAUGCCGCAAAACAACAAAUUUUUCGACACAAGUCAGUGAUUCAGAUUCAGAGGUAAUAACUGGAAUCUGACGGCUUUGGGACCCAGCGGAAGCCUUGUCGAGUUCAGUGGGUGGAAUCCGCCCUACAUUUACCCAGUUCUCGCUUGAAGUAACUGUCCUCCAAGAGGAGGUGGUCCACUCUUUAGGCAUCUUUCGUCGGAGUAGGAGCUGAGAGGCGCUGAGAAAAACAGUUUGUUUUUCAGGAUUACUCUGUCCCUGACCACUGGAACCAUGUGGCUGAUGAAGAUGCUGGCUCUCGGCCUGGUGAUUGCCGCAGUCUCGGCUGCAGAGCAGAAGCAGAGUGAGCAUACUGCCACGCUGGCGGAUGCCAGUGUCAAGCUGGGAUUGAACCUGUACCACACCAUGGCCAAAGACGAGGCCACCAGCAACAUCCUGCUCUCUCCUGUUGUGCUCGCCUCCCUCCUGGGAGCAGUGUCGCUCGGUGGCCCCGACCCAACAGCCUCCGAGGCAAAGGCUCUGCUUGACAUGGGCAAGGUGCCAGAUGACAAGUUCCAUCUCACCGUCUCCCAGCUCCUGGCAGAUGUCAGCAACUCUACUGCGCGCAACGGCACCUGGAAGAUCGGCAGCCAGCUCUAUGGCCCCACCUCGGUGAAAUUCGUCGAGGAUUUUGUGAAGAAAAGUAAGAAGCAUUACAACUUUGGGCACGCCAAGGUCAACUUCAGGGAUAAGAAGGGCGCCCUGAAGGCCAUCAACGAGUGGGCAGCGAAGACCACAGAGGGGAAGCUUCCCGAGGUCACCAAGGACCUGGAGAGUUCCGAUGGAGCUAUGAUCAUCAAUGCCAUGUUCUUCAAACCUCACUGGAAUGAGAAAUUCCACCACAAGAUGGUGGACCAACGGAGCUUCAUGGUCACCCGCUCGGAAACGGUUGCGAUCAGCAUGAUGCACCGCACCGGCUUGUACAACUUCUACAUGGAUGAAGCAAAUCAAGUGUUUGUGCUGGAGAUGGAGCUGUCGCAUUCACUUUCCAGUGUGAUCUUCAUCAUGCCCUUCCAACUGCAGUCCCUGGACAGAAUCGAGAAGCUGCUGACCAAGGAACAGAUCAACACUUGGAUCAGCAAGCUAAAGAAACGGGCAGUGGCCAUCUCCUUGCCAAAGGGUACCUAUGGGGUCAGCCAUCAGCUCCAGAAGUACCUGGGCAGCAUUGGUUUGACCACCGCGGUCGACAAGAACAAAGCAGACUUAUCCAAAAUCUCGGGCAAGAAGGAUUUGUACCUGUCCAGUGUUGUCCAUGGCACUGCUUGGGAAUGGGCCACUGAAGGCGACCCGUACGAUGCCUUCAUCUACAGCCGUGAGGAGCUGAAAAACCCAGAGGUUUUCUAUGCUGACCACCCCUUCAUCUUUCUGGUUAAGGACAAAAACACUGGUUCGUUCCUCUUCAUUGGGCGGCUAGUGAGACCAGAUGGCCGCAAAAUGCAUGACGAAUUGUAGCCUCUGGGCAGCUUUGGUGUAUGUGGGGCCAAAAUGCAACAUGCCUUUUUUUUAAAGAAAAAGAAAUGUUAGUUCUUCUGUGUAAGUGGUUUGACAUGCUGUCUUGGGAGUAAACAGUUGAUCUUUUUGAGAACAAUGCCCUGUUUAAACCCCCACCCUAGCCCUUGCCAGGUAAAGAAUCCCACUAUCCUUCUUCAACACCCCACUUUCCUCAAUGUUGAGUGGAUUUCAACCAAGAGCAACUGGUGCUCUGUCUUGGUACCACGAUUGACCAAGUUUCAAUCAUGAGCAAUGGAUUCUUCUGGCUCCACACAAUGGGCCAAUCCAUUGCACCUGUAGACAGAAUAUGUAGGGCUAACCACCAGUGUGUAAUCCUAACAAGUAGGGCUGAUUUGUGUAGCAUUGCACUGAAGCAUUUGGCUCAACCAAUGCUUCAUGGUGCUCUCCUCUUGGUCUUUUCAAUCCCACCCUCUCAACAUAACCAUGUCUUCCUUUCUCCCCUCUGCUCCACAAAAGCCUUUGUCCAUUUCAGUGAGAUUUACCUGCACAGGAGAGUCUGAACAAGGCCUACACUCAGUGGCCACAUUAUUAGGUACACCUUGUUAAUACAAAUAUCUAAUUGGCCAAUCUUGGGGCAUCAACACAUUGCAUAAAAGCAUGCCGAUAUGGUCAAGAGGUUCAUUUGUUGUUUAGCUCAAACAUCAGAAUAGGGAAGAAAUGUGAUCUAAGUGACUGAGUUUCACAGAAACUGCUGAACUCCUGGGAUUUUCAUGCGCAACAGUCUCUAAAGAGUUCCUGGAGAAUGGUGCGAAAAGCAAAAAAAAACAUCCGUUGAGUGGCAGUUCUGUGGGUAAAACAACUUUUUAAUGAGACAGGUCAGAGGAGAAUGACCAGACCGGUUCAAGCUGACAGUCACUCAAAAUAACCACACGUUACAACAGUGGGUGCAGAAGAACAUCCCUGAACUCACAUGUUGAACCUUGAAGUGGAUGGGCGACAGAGCUAGUAGACCGCACUGGGUUCCACUCCUGCAUCUAAUAAAGUGGCCACAGAGUGUACACUCACAGGACAAGGCUUGCUUCCCUCACUUUGUUUACUGAUUUUUGCAAACUUGGAAAAGUUUGAUUUGAAAUCUUUUUGAUAUCAAUCUUAUGGAAGGCACUCCAAUGAUUGGGUAGAGCUAGGGGCCUUGUGUUCUUUGUCACAUGCAGUGGACAUCACUGAGAUCUUGAACCAUUUUGACAUUUCAGGACAAAUGCCUGACAGUAAAGGUCAAAGUAAAUUUAAUAUCAAAGUGUGCAUGUCACCAAAUAGUACCUUGAAAUUCAUUUUCUUGUGGGCAUUUUACUCUAAAGAACUGUGUGAAUUAUGAGCAAUUGAUCAAUUGCUGUUGGGGUUGAAAUGAUGUGACAAAGUUUCACUGAAAUUCAGGGGUUCCCAAUGAGGGUCUGUGGUUAAUAGUAAAGUUCACUGGUAUAAAGAAGAUUGGGGACUGCUGCAUUAAAUUUUAAAAAAAAAAUUGGUAUCGCUUGUAAAUCAGACCAAUUAAUUUUUUUUUCCCCACUCCUGUUUCAUUGAACUGCUUCCUCUGCAUCUGACUUCCCUUUGGAUACCUCGGUUAUUCCCAAGUUGUGCCUUGUGCUCUGCCUUUGAGGUUCCAAAUUAAUUAUUUUACUGGAAAGUUGUAUAUCUGCCCAUGAUUUAUGGACCUCAAUAAGCCUGUUUUUUUUUUAAAUGUUGGAGGCACAAGAGGUUCUGCAGAUGCUGAAAAUUUGAAGGAGGAACUCUGGAAGUUAGGCAAUAUCCAUGAAGGGAAACAAGCAGUCAAUGGUUCAGGCUGAGGCUCUCCAUCAGGUCUGAUAUCAGACUGUUUGUUUCCUUCCGUAGAUGUUGCCUGACCUUCUGAGCUCCUUCAGUGUUUUACGUGUGUGCUAAGAAUACUGGAGCUGUUCUCCGGUAGGGCAGAGGAGAAAAGACCUACUGUUUGUAUUGGGGGACCUGUCUAAUAACGUCCCAGCGGCAAUCCCUGAAGAAGAUCAGUGACUAAGAUCGCUUUGCCGGAUUGUGGCCUGUGGUGGGACACAUUGGUUUCUAGUUGGCUUAAAGCAAUCAGGUACCAACAGUCUUCUCGGCUUUGGGUGGAUUUGAUGGUAGCACAUUUCUCAAGAUUAAAAACAAACUGCAAAUGUAGGAGGGUAGGGGUGGUGGAUAAAGAUUUGGAAGUGCUAGAAGCACUCACUGGGUCAGUUAAUGUUUCAAUGAAGGCCUGAAACUGAAAUGUAAGCUGUUUUUCCUCUUUAUCACAGGCUGCUUGGCCUGCUGUGUGUUUCCAGGGUCUGGUUGUUUCUUAAACCUUGAGGUCCAUUACAACCUUUUCACCCUGCUGGCCAAUCGACAGUUUGUUUCCAAGUUUUUUUUUGGGGGGGUGAGGAAAAUGAGGCUGCUUUUUGUAUAUCAGCUGUUUUUCUUAAUGUAACCCCUCUGUUUCUCAGACAAUCAAAACUGUUUGCAUUGGGAGCAGUGGAUGAUGGAGUGGAGUGUUGGGGUGGGAAAUUGUGACCUUUUGCGGAGUAUCCUAUUGAAUGACAACAGAUGUACUCAUGUUGCAAUACCUCAUGGCCCACACAGUGUCAUCUGUGGUGCUAGAUCGUUGCCAUAUCUGAAAACCACAUUUGGUUUUGUUUAACAAUUUAAAAAAAAAUGUGAACAUA